AUGGUGGGCUGGAUCGUCAGUGGGAUUGAACGCAUUUUGCCUCAGCCUGUACAGAAGCAGGAUGCAAGCGGUGACGAGGUGCAGAACGUCAGCAUCGUACAGCAGAAGACAGACCUGGUGCUGGAGGACAUGGAACAGAACACAGAGGCCAAACAGGAGGAGACAGAGACCCAGAUGAUGACUCCAGUGACAGACAGCAUCAAGAAGGAGGCUGGAGGAGCAGUUUUAGCUCAAAUGGAGGAAAGACUACAGCAGGAGCGUUUGGAGGCAGCUCGCAUCGCAGAGGAGAUGGCCAGAAAGGCAGCGGAAGAGGCAGUCCGACAGCUGGAGGUGGAGCAUUCAGCUAAGAUCGUCAUAGAAACACUGCCAGAGUCAAACGAGCAACUGCCCAACAUCCUGGAGGAGGAAAAUGAGGAUGAGCCAGAGUUGCAGAACCUGCAGGAGGACAGUGAAGACAGCACAGACAAAAGGAGUCCUGAGAAAAAUAAAGUGAAUAACAAAACUGUAGAGGAAGAGAAAAAACCAGACCAGUGCCUGGUAGAAGUCUGUCCGGCCGAAGAUGAUGCCACCCUUUUAUCAACAGAUGUGGAGCCAGCAUCGGAGAGGAGAGACCUGGAGAGUCCAUCUUCCCAAGCUGUCACCCAGCAACCAGAGUCACAAGCUCCAGAGGACUCAGCCUGUGCAGCAGGUGAAGAAGAAGAGGGUGAAAACGGAGUUCCCGACAUUUGUUCUCCGAUAAAGAGCUUUCUGCUUCAAUUCCCGCACGCUGCCGAGUGUCUGGAGAGCUGCAGGACGCUGAUGCAUCGCCAUCACCUCACCCCUCCCAAACUGUCCAUGCCGACCCCGCCGCCAGUGCUCACCCAGCUGACCCAGGAGCUCUCGCAGUUCCCCAAGCUGGCGCGACAGUGCUGGAGGCUGAAGGUGGAGGACCAAAACAUCCCCCAAAUUAUCACAACCCCCCAACCCCAUGAGGACGAUGAUGAGGAACUGAUGAGGAUCAGUCUGAAGACCGGCAAUCAGGGAGACCUACUGACGGCAGAUGAAUGGACUCGUCCUCUUUCAGCAGCCAGCGUCGGCAGCGUGGUGAUCCAGGACCGUCUGUACCAGCUCGUCGGGCUGUUUAAAGGUCGGACAGAGCACCAAAAAGAGCGGCUAGUGGACCCGGACGAGUCUGAGGAAGAAAGUCCCUCAACCUCCCCGAGCAAAGCUCCACCUCCUCCUCCACCUCCACCUCCACCAGGAGAAGAGAAAAAAGAAGAUGCUCCUGCUGCAGCAGAAGAAGAAGAGGAGGAGGAGAAGGAGAUGGUGCUCCCAUUUACAAUUUUGGGACAGCCAGUAAAAAUACCCAAGCUGCCCAAACUUCCCAAGCUGCCCGACUGGCUCAGAGUCAUCGUGGAGUACCGCUUCCCCUCCAGCAUCGACCCCUUCACCGAUCUGAUCUAUGUACUCUGGCUGUUCGUUGUUGUGGCGGCGUGGAACUGGAACGUGUGGUUGAUCCCCGUCCGCUGGGCAUUUCCGUACCAAACCCCUGAAAACAUUCACCUGUGGCUGAUGAUGGACUACACCUGUGACCUCAUCUACAUCACCGACAUCCUAAUCUUCCAGCCCAGACUGCAGUUCGUCCGCGGUGGAGACAUUGUGUGUGAUAAAAAGGACAUGAGAGAAAACUACAUGACCACGGAAAGAUUUAAGAUGGACAUCAUCAGUCUGUUUCCUAUGGAUAUAUUUUACUAUUUCACUGGAGUGAACUCUCUGCUGAGAUUCCCUCGCUUGCUGAAGUACAUGGCUUUCUUUGAGUUCAACGACAGAAUGGAAGCUGUGAUGAAGAAAGCGUACAUCUACAGGGUGAUCCGAACUUCCACCUACCUGCUGUACUCUCUGCACAUCAACGCCUGUCUCUUCUACUGGGGCUCCGACUAUGAAGGACUGGGAUCCACCAAGUGGGUCUACAAUGGAAAAGGCAACGCUUACAUCCGCUGUUACUAUUUUGCCGUGAAGACGUUGAUAACCAUUGGAGGACUGCCGGACCCCACCACCGUCUUUGAGAUCUGCUUCCAGCUCAUCAACUACUUCGUUGGCGUCUUUGCUUUCUCUAUCAUGAUCGGUCAGAUGAGAGAUGUGGUCGGAGCUGCGACAGCCGGUGAGAACUAUUACCGCGCCUGCAUGGACAGCACCGUCAAGUACAUGAACUCCUACAACAUCCCCCGAGAGGUCCAGAACCGCAUCAAGACCUGGUACGACUACACCUGGAAGAUCCAGGGCAUGCUGGACGAACAGGAGCUGCUGAUACAACUUCCUACUAAGAUGAGGCUGGACAUCGCUGUGGACGUCAACUACGCCAUUGUCAGCAAAGUCGCGCUGUUUCAGGGCUGUGACAGACAGAUGAUUUUCGACAUGCUGACGAGGCUCAAAUCUGUCGUCUACCUGCCCGGAGACUUUGUCUGUAAAAAGGGGGAAAUCGGCAGGGAGAUGUACAUCAUUAAACAGGGGGAGGUUCAGGUGGUGGGCGGUCCUGACCUGCAGAUAGUGUUUGUCACCAUCAGAGCCGGCUCGGUGUUCGGAGAGAUCAGCUUGCUGGCGGGAGGCGGAGGGAACCGACGCACAGCCAACGUGAAGGCGCACGGAUUCGCUAACCUCUUCAUCCUGGACAAAAAGGACCUGGCAGAGAUCCUUGUGCACUACCCGGAGUCCCAGAAACUCCUCCGCAAGAAGGCCAAGACCAUGCUGACUAAGGACGUGAAGCCGGACGAGAAGAAGGGUAAAGAGGCAAUGCAGGUGAUCCCAGCCAGACCCGACACCCCCAAAAUGUUCAAGGCGGCCCUGAAGGUGACGGAGCACGCCGGCAUCGAGGGAACCUUCACCAAACUGAGGGAGACCUACAAACCGUUGGACGGUGACGAGUUCCGACCCGCCCUCAGCUCUAUAAAGUCUUUUUUUCUCUCGCUCAUGCGCGCUGAAUCCCCAUAUGUCCGACAGUCCGUGAAGGCAGCAGCAGUCAGACAGGCAGCAGGAGCGACAGUCGGAUCCUCCACCGCUGGAAAACUGCAAACCACCGACUGA
Morone saxatilis (striped sea-bass) is the source of this 3060-nucleotide messenger RNA. It is a transcript of the gene cngb1a, whose product is annotated as cyclic nucleotide gated channel subunit beta 1a. NCBI's taxonomy places the organism in Eukaryota, Metazoa, Chordata, Actinopteri, Moronidae. Gene Ontology annotation, molecular function: intracellularly cGMP-activated cation channel activity; cGMP binding; protein-containing complex binding. The transcript has 26 exons. The coding region runs from base 1 to 3060 and encodes 1019 amino acids. Gene Ontology annotation, biological process: retina homeostasis; monoatomic cation transmembrane transport. Gene Ontology annotation, cellular component: photoreceptor outer segment; plasma membrane; intracellular cyclic nucleotide activated cation channel complex. The record is from RefSeq and is a predicted model, not a curated record.